AUGCAAUUGGACAUUCGAUUAAAUGAAGAUGAUGAUGUAUUGCUUUUUUGGUUACAGCACCAAUCAAAGCUUCCUAUUUUAGCAUCGAUUGUACAGAAGUUUUAUGCAAUACCAGCAUCAAAUACCUCAGCCGAAAGACUAUUUUCAUCGUCUAAAAGUACAAUAAGUGAUCGACGUACCAGACUUGGUACUGAAAAAGUAAAUAAAUUACUCUUUCUGCAAAAAAAUUUGCAAGUGCUGAAGAAAUUAGAUGCAACAACACUGAAUGUAGCUCUUGAAGUUCAAGUGAAAAGAAAAACAACUGAACCAUCAUCAUCCUCAAUUUCAAUUCAAAAUCAAGAGCAAUUGAUGGCAACAGCUGCAACAAAAAAAUUCCAAAUGGUUGAGCAAGAUAACAUUUUUAUAUGUGAUGAUGAUAUCGAAGAAGAUAAAAAAAAAGAUGAAAUUGAUUCUUUUUAG
This is a messenger RNA of Rotaria sp. Silwood2, 459 nucleotides long. The record is from the annotation of a GenBank genome assembly. Lineage: Eukaryota; Metazoa; Rotifera; Eurotatoria; Philodinida; Philodinidae.